UCCUCAAUCAAAAUAAGUACAUAUCGAUCGGGCCCCCACAGAUAUUUCUCUCUGUAUCCUUUGUGCGUGUCUGAAUUCAUAUUUAACCCCUUCCCAUAUACAACAUAUAUAUAUAUAUAUAUAUAUACCUAUACUGUGUGUAUAACGUUGCCCUAACCCGACAUUUGUACAGUACAGCCAUGGGUUUUUUCUUUCUUUCCUUUGCACAAUUACUGGUCUUUUUCACACUUGUGAAUCUCUGUCUCUCCUCAGACCAAUCUUCUUCAGUAAUUUUACCCCUCAAAGCCAAGCUAAUACCGUCUCAGGCCAUCCCGAAGCCUCCAAACAAGCUCUCCUUCCAUCACAACGUCUCCCUCACUGUGUCACUCGCCGUUGGUUCCCCGCCGCAGCAGGUUACCAUGGUGCUCGAUACAGGUAGUGAGCUCUCUUGGCUUCGAUGCAAGAGAACCCCCACUGCUCCAUCCUCUUUCAGUCCCCAGCUCUCGACUUCCUACCGCCCGAUUCCCUGCUCCUCGCCCACCUGCACCACGAGGACACGGGACUUCACCGUGCCCGUUUCUUGCGACUCCAAGAAACUCUGCCAUGCAAUUCUGUCCUAUGCGGACGCCUCGUCCGUGGAGGGCAAUUUAGCCACGGACAGUUUUCGUUUUGGGAAUUCGGGUUUGCCCGGGAUGGUUUUCGGGUGCAUGGAUUCCGGCACGAGUUCGAACCCGGAUGAGGACUCGAGGACGACGGGGCUAAUCGGCAUGAACCGUGGCUCGUUAUCGUUUGUUUCCCAGAUGGGGUUCCGGCAAUUCUCCUACUGCAUAUCGGGUCGUGAUUCGUCCGGGGUUCUACUCUUCGGCGAGGCUAAUUUCCCAUGGCUGAGGCCUUUGAAUUACACUCCAUUGGUUCAGAUAUCAACUCCCUUGCCGUAUUUCGAUAGAGUUGCCUACACAGUUCAGCUUGAAGGGAUUAGAGUAUCUGGUACGGUUCUCCCUCUGCCCAAGUCCGUGUUCGAACCCGACCACACUGGAGCGGGCCAGACCAUGGUUGACUCCGGUACCCAGUUCACAUUCUUGCUCGGCCCGGUUUACACUGCACUAAAGAACGAGUUCCUGCGGCAAACAAAGGCGAUUCUGAGGCCGUUGGACGACCCGAAUUUUGUUUUCCAGGGGGCUAUGGACUUGUGUUUUAGAGUUGAGGUGAGCAGGGCAGUUCUGCCGGCAUUGCCGAGUGUGAACCUGAUGUUUCGAGGAGUGGAAAUGAGUGUGUCGGGCGAGAAGUUGCUGUAUAGAGUUCCGGGUAUGACCCGGGGAAGCGAUGCGGUGCAUUGUUUCACGUUCGGGAACUCGGAUCUAUUGGGCGUGGAAGCAUAUGUGAUUGGGCACCAUCACCAGCAAAACAUGUGGAUGGAGUUCGACUUGGCGAAGUCGAGGGUGGGUCUAGCGGAGGUUAGGUGUGAUUUAGCAAGUCAAAGAUUGGGUUUAGCACCGUAGUGGUAGUUGAGUCUACGCAUCACCGAAAACUUUAAUUGAAAUCGUGUUUGUUCAUAUUAAAAUUAAUCAUAUGACAAAUAUAAUAUAUUUAUUA
Molecule: messenger RNA, 1572 nt
Organism: Sesamum indicum (sesame)
Lineage: Eukaryota; Viridiplantae; Streptophyta; Magnoliopsida; Lamiales; Pedaliaceae
Product: Eukaryotic aspartyl protease family protein
Biological process (GO): proteolysis
Molecular function (GO): aspartic-type endopeptidase activity
Source: RefSeq, a predicted model, not a curated record